Sclerotinia sclerotiorum 1980 UF-70 is the source of this 207-nucleotide messenger RNA. RefSeq lists its product with no specific name. Lineage: Eukaryota; Fungi; Ascomycota; Leotiomycetes; Helotiales; Sclerotiniaceae. The record is from RefSeq and is a predicted model, not a curated record. The transcript is spliced from 2 exons. The coding region runs from base 1 to 207 and encodes 68 amino acids.
AUGCCAUUCCUGCGGUUUGUAUACUUUGACUUCAAGCAUGAAGGCAUCUUCAUCGAUCCGCCAGUUUCAGGUUCGGUUAGGGUAGGAAAGAAACAUGUAACAACAUACAACAAAGGUAUCUACAUCUUGCCUAUUUUGCCUGUCAGUCUACCGGUUCAUACCAAAGACAAAUACCAAAUAUACACAGUACUGGAAGCUUGGGCUUGA